Messenger RNA from Conger conger (European conger), 5084 nucleotides. It is a transcript of the gene fnip2, whose product is annotated as folliculin interacting protein 2. Bases 194 to 3265 code for a protein of 1023 amino acids. NCBI's taxonomy places the organism in Eukaryota, Metazoa, Chordata, Actinopteri, Anguilliformes, Congridae. The record is from RefSeq and is a predicted model, not a curated record. The transcript is spliced from 17 exons. Gene Ontology annotation, molecular function: ATPase inhibitor activity; protein-folding chaperone binding. Gene Ontology annotation, cellular component: cytoplasm.
CACGCGCAGCUCUGUGUGUGCUGUCCUCUCACACACGUGUGUAAGGCAUGCAGCCAGAUAUGACUCCAAUGGCUGCGGCCUCAAUUCGGUGUGUGUGUGUGUGUGAGUCCCUUCUCAACCAAUAGAGAGCGUCCGAGUUUAAUCCGUGUGUGUGUGUGGCUGAGGUUGCGCUCCCCCACCGAAAUACUGUCAUAUGACUCUGAUAACUGAUCCAUGGAGUUACCGAGAUUCAACUCUCCACGAUGGCCACGCAGCAACGCCGAACGGGACGCGCUCAGUACCUCUGAAACGGUGCACCAUGGCUCCAACUCUCCUCCAACGGCUUUUUUGUAAAAGAGCCAAUGCGGCGUCUUCGAGGGAUUAUAAAGGACCGGAUCUCUGCUGGGCGUCCUCAGAAUUGGACCUGAACCAGAUCCGCCUGAUUGUGUACCAGGACUGUGAGCGCAGGGGACGGCAGGUUCUGUUCGACUCCAAAGCCAUUCGCAAGCUCGAUGGAUCCGAUCCGCAGAGCGGGGAGGAGGCUCCGGCGAAAACUCCGGGCAGGUGCUACCAGACGACCCGGAGCGGGGCCUGCACCAUUAACACACCUGGGGCGUCCUGCGACCGGGACCCCCCGCCCAGCUACCAGUACACGAGACCCGCAUCCGAUGUGAACAUGCUCGGGGAGAUGAUGUUUGGCUCGGUCGCCAUGAGCUACAGAGGCUCUACACUAAAGAUACACUAUAUACGCUCUCCUCCCCAGCUGAUGAUCAGUAAAGUGUUCUCCACCAGGGUGGGCAGUGUGACGGGCAGCACCAGCACGUUACAGGACAGCUUUGAGUACAUGCAGCAGGAUUCGGGGAAGUCCUGUCCCAGUCAGAGUGGUCUGGGGAGUCAGAGCAGCAGCAUAGCUCACAGCACGCCUGUGGACAUGCCCAGCCGUGGGCACAGUGAGGACCGGGACAGUGGCAUCGCCCGAUCAGCGUCGCUAAGCAGCCUGCUGGCCACACCCCUACCCUCCCCAGGCUCUUCCCUCUCCAGCGGCUGUGCCAGCAGUUACCAGCGGCGAUGGCUACGCAGCCAGACCACCAGCCUGGAGAACGGGCCGAUGCCACGCUGGAGUACGGAGGAGACCUUCAGCCUGUCGGACGAGAGCUGCAGCUCCAACCCGGCCAUGGUGCGGCGGAAGAAGAUCGCCGUCAGCAUCGUCUUCUCUCUGCCGGAGAAGGAGGAGGAGAACAAGAGCUUCCAGGACUUCUUCUUCUCCCACUUUCCGCUCUUCGAGUCCCACAUGAACAAGCUGAAGAGCGCCAUCGAGAAGGCAAUGAUCCUGUGCCGGAAGAUCGCCGAGUCCAGCCAGCGGGUGCAGGUGUACCUGUGUCGGGUCAUGGACGCUCUCGGGGAGUUCCGGACGACGGUAUGGAACCUGUACAUGGCCCCCCGGAUCUCGGAGCCUGUGUGGCUGACCAUGGUGUCUCAGAGCGCAGAGAAGAGUCCGCUGUGCCAGCGAUUCCUCCGGGAGCUGACCGCUCUCACCGAGCACACCGGCAAGAGCCAGUUCCUGUCGUCUCUGCUCACGGCUGUGCUGACCUAUCACUUGGCCUGGGUGCCCACCGUCAUGCCCAAUGACCACCCGCCAAUCAAGGCCUUCGCUGGGAAGCACACCUCCCUGUCGGUGGACAUGUUGGCCAAGUCCCACCCCUACAACCCUCUCUGGGCCCAGCUCGGGGACCUGUACGGCACGCUGGGCUCUCCGGUGCGGCUGGCGCGGACGGUGGUGGUGGGGAAGCGGCGGGACCUGGUCCAGCGCGUGCUGUACGUGCUCACCUACUUCAUCCGCUGCUCGGACCUGCAGGAGAACGUGCAGUGGCCCGCCGACCGGACCCAGGGGGGAGCCGAGAGGGACGCCCCCACCGGGAUCACCACCACGCUGGAGCGGGGCGAGGUGGAGCAGUCCGAGUACGUGGUGGUCUCCGUGCGGAGCCAGCAGGCCGACGCGGAGAAGGGCGGGGCCACGGAGGGCGGCCAUGGUCAGGCCAGCCAAUCGGAGAGCACUGUGGAGGAGGGGGCCACGCCCCCUCCCGCUGCCCCUUGCAGCCCGACUCCGGGGGUGGGCCAGGGGCACAGGGAGGAGGCGACGUCCCCUGCCCCUUUGGGGGAGAGACCCUGUCCCAGACUUUUGCCCCAGGAGAGUCCGCUCCUGCACAGGGUGAAGUUCCAGAUCGGGAGCUCGGAAUCGCCCGACUCGGACGUGGAGUCACGGCAGAGGGAGGUGGACACGGGCUACCACUGCUUCAAGGACUGCCUGGCGGAGGAGACCGAGACUGAGGAGGAGCCUGACGACUCCAUGCCAAAGAUGCACCCACAGCAUGGCGACUGCCCCACUGGGGCACUGGGGAGCCUGGCUGGGGGCAGGACAGAGGGCUUUGGGACCCUAGCAGGGGGCAGGACAGAGGGGCCAGGCCCCGCGCUGAAGCCUCGUUCUCAGGGAGUGAGCGGAGUGGUGCGUGUUCUGCCCCUGGCAGACAGGGCGGCGCCAGUGAGGGUCUGCCCUGGGUGGUGUGCUCCCUAUGGGGGUGGGGGCAGGAAACUGCCGCUCCGGCUGCAGGGGGACAUCCGGAGGAACGAGAGCUCCGACAGCGCCCUGGGGGACAGCGACGAGGAGGAGGUGACGGGGGAGCAGGACGCCCCGCAGGAGCACCUCCGAGAGGAGCACCAGCUUCCACUGCCCAGGACGGAAACCACCAGCAGGCCAGAUGUGAACAAUUUUGGCCGCUCUCUGUUCGGGGGGUACUGCCCCCAGUACAUGCCCGACUUCGUCCUGCACGGGGCCAGCUCCGACGAGCGGCUGAGGCAGUGUCUGCUGGCUGACCUGGAGCACACCGUGCUGCACCCGGCCCUGGAUGAGCCAAUCGCGGAGGCCGUGUGCAUCAUCGCUGACACGGACAGGCUGAGUGUCCAGGUGGCCACCAGCCAGCGCAGGACCAGCGACCCCAGCAAACUGGGCCAGGAGGUGCUGGUGUCCAGCCUGGUGACCCACCUCCUGCAGUCCCUGCUCCAGCUCUACCGGCUGCACAUGUCCCCUGACUUUUGUGUUAUGCAUCUGGAGGAUCGUCUACAGGAAGUGUACUUCAAAAGCAGGAUGCUGGCGGAGUAUCUGAAGGGACAGACCAGGGUCCACGUAAAGGAGCUGGGAGUGGUUCUGGGGAUCGAGUCCAACGACCUUCCUCUGCUGGCUGCCGUGGCGAGCACACACUCUCCGUACGUCGCCCAGAUCUUACUGUGAGCCCCCCGCCCUCAGCGCCACGCCCCACGAGGAACCGCCCUCUCCGCACUGGGUGUCCUCCACAGAGGACAGAGAGAAGGACAAACUCGUAUCUGCCGUGGUUUUACACCCCUCCCCCUCCCCCCAGUGGUGUACGGGACAUUGGAACAAACCCAGCAGCUGCUUGUGUUGAAGAGGAAAAAAAAAGACCUGAAUUUAAGUACAGAGAAAAAAGACUUGAUUCAGUCUUGGACUUGCAAUUAACAUUAAAAAAGCUGGGUGGUUGUUAUAUAAGCUGAAAUUGCUCAUUUUAAUUUCCUUUUUUUUGUAUCUGUGAUAUUUUUCAUGUUUUUAUACAAAGGGAUGAAACUAAGCGGAGAGGUGUUAAAGGAAAGAGCUGUGUGAGUAAGUUUACAUGAGGUGAGGAUUUGGGGUCUUGGAUCGUCAGCUGACACUAAUUGUCUGCUUUACCAUUCUUAAUUGUUUUUUUCCCAGAAGUUGUGUUGAUGUAUGCACAAAAAAAAUGUCACAAUUCUGUAAGUUUAAUGAUGACUUAAUUUUUUUUUAUUUAUUUUUUUUGCAGCGUUUUCUUUUUGCAUUUUCUUGUUGACUAAUUGACUUGAUAACACGAGCAGUCUUUACAUUUCCUUGGGCAUUUAAUGAAAUGCGGAUCAACUGGCUUAAGAAAGCUUAAGGAUAAACUUAAUCGAACCUUCUUUUUGUAUGCAAAAUUAUUUCUUUUUUUAACUCCGUUUCUGUAUUCAAGAAACGAGUUCUCUGUCUGUGCUGUUCGAAGCCGGGUUGUCAGCAGCUGAAGCUGAUGUAUUAGGCUUCAGCUGUUCGGCCCCUUUGGACACCCUGUCUGUACCGCAAUGGAAAUUGCAUUUGCACCAUAAUCCACAUUCUCUCAGUUGGGUGAAAUGGGACAUUGACACACGUUUACUUCUUAAGACGACGGUUCCACUGUGAACAAUAGGGGGAGAAGGAGGGGCCUUCAUAUUGCCGUCGCUGACCUGGUUUAAACCAAUUGCUGUGUUCUGCUGUGGUGAGCAGAAUCUUUUGAUUGGUCCAAAUGAGUCUGAUUGACGGUUCACUGUGGCGUCGCCCACUUGGGGAUUCGUGUAAACCUCACUCCUCCUCCACUACUGUGAGUGAAUGCAUCUAUUUUUAUACAGGGAUUCUGAGCCCUUUCUGAACACACAAAUGAAAACUCAGAAAUUAUGCAGCUUAUCCAGGCCUUUGUGUUGUUCGUAUUUAGGGCUUAUUUCAUGCAGAAUUUCCAAUAAUGAAAAAAGAAGCUUUUACAGAAUGACAGUGAUGGUACAAACAUCAUUAACACCCCCCCCCCCCCACCAAAAAUUGCUGGCUUUUUAUUGAUUAUUUUAAAACGACUGAAUAGCUUCUGAUUAUUAUACUUUUUUUUUUUUUCCUGUUUGUUUUCGUUUACACUAAACACUACCUCAGUUGGCAGGAUUGAACCGCUCUCAUCUUGCCUGUCAGAAGGCUUGUUCGUCUUUCGAGAUGUUGAUUUCCUCUAAGGUUCCAUUUCCUGUCACGUGACGGAGCGGAGUACUCUAAAAACGGAGCGUUGUGUUCUGAGAUGCGAUGCCCUCACUGUGUUAGCACGUCUGUGGUGUAGGUGUGUGUAGAGAGGGGCAAGGUGUCUGCAUUGUAGCGCGUAUGGAGAAUUUGACAAGUAUGUACGCAGGGCCUCAUUCAAGCUGCUGUUAUGCCUGUGAUCGUCACUCUUAGUAUCUUUUCAUUUCAUUCAGUAUUGCUUCAUGUUGUUUUGAAGAGAACACAUGGCACGUUUAAUAAAUGAAGGUAAUUUGAAUUAUAA